CUUCUGUGGCUCGUCGAACCACACUCGGAGAUACGUGAAGAUGGGACAAAUUCAUUCAAAAGGCAUGACACAACUUCUGCCCGUCCACACCCACCAUCCAUCUCUCACCCUCAUCGCCCUUGCUUGCCCACGAUGAAGGACACCCUGCGCGAGACGUUUGUGGGCCAGAUUGUGUACCAGCUUUCGGGCAAGAAGCUGCUUCGAUAUCCAGAAGAGGAGCCCGACUUUGUAGUCCCAGAGAAGUAUAAGAAGGGGUACAAGGAAGGCCUUGCGCAACGUAGCAGCAGCAGCAACGACAAGAGCAACGAGAAGCCGGCGCCGGCUUCGGUACCGGCGUUUGAGCGCCAACCAAGCGGCCUCAGCACACCGGGUACCGACCGUUUCUUCGACGCGCACCAUGACCAACGCUCCCUGUAUGCAGCAGAAGGAGCACCCACGCCAGCCAACGAGAAGCCUUCACCGCCGACUCCGGCCAGCAGCGGCAGUGACGCCUCGUCGCGAACUCUCGAUGGCGCUGCCACCUCAGGCGUGCCCAAGGACGGCGGCGACCAUGGUCGCAUGCUCGAAGAGAACCGCAAGGCUGUCGAGCGACAGGACAAGGAGGCCAAGGGACAAGAAGACCCCUACAUCGUUGACUGGUACGGUCCAGACGACCCUGCAAACCCCUUGAAUUGGAGCAUGUCGAAGCGCAUGUGGGUCACUUUCAACCUCUGCUUCCUCACGUUUUCAGUGUACGCCGGCUCUUCCAUCGUCACGCCUGGUCUCGAAGCAUUUGCUAUGGACCACAGCAUCGGAAUGGUCCCGGCAUCGCUCUCCAUCUCACUCUUUGUGCUGGGGUACGGAAUCGGGCCCAUGUUCCUCUCUCCCCUCUCGGAGAUUCCAUCCAUCGGCCGCAACAUGCCCUACAUCAUCACGCUACUCAUCUUCGUCGUGCUGCAGGUGCCCACCAUCGUCAUCAACUCGACGGCAGGAUUUUUCAUCCUGCGCUUCCUCGCCGGCAUUUUCGGCUCCCCUGCGCUCGCCACGGGAGGCGCCACGAUCGGCGAUAUGUUCUCGGCCAAGUACCGUUCGACUUGGAUUGGCGUUUGGGGUCUCUCCGCCGUCUGUGGUCCCACGCUCGGUCCUCUCAUCGGAGGAUGGGCAUUCCAGGGCACCAUGGACUGGCGCUGGACACUCUGGCCGCUCCUCAUGGCCUCGGGUGCAGCGCUUCUGCUCCUCUUCUUCACCCUCCCCGAGACGAGCUCCACGAAUAUCCUUGUCCGCAGGGCGAAGCGUCUGCGCAAGUUGACUGGUAACGAAGAGCUGCGCAGCGCUGGAGAGGUUGCUCAAUCACAGAUGACUGGAAAGGAGAUUGCAAUGAUGACUUUGGUCAGGCCCUUCCUCCUCACCGCGGUCGAGCCGAUGGUCUUUUCACUCAACCUCCUUAUUGGGCUAGUUUAUGCAGUCCUCUACGCUUGGCUCGAGGCCUUCCCUCUCGUCUUCAAUGGUCCGUACGGCUUCAACUACGGUCAGCUGGGUCUGGCCUUCCUCUCUCUCUUCAUCGGAGCAGUGGUGACCUACUUUGGCUUCGUCGGAUGGGUCAAGGUCCGCCUCGAGCCUCUCUACGACAGACAAAAUGGCCAGAUCCAGCCGGAGGUCCGCUUGGAGCCCUCCAUGUUCGGCAUCUGGUGGUUGCCCAUCUGCCUCUUCGGUUUCGGCUGGACGGCAACUGCGUCGAUUCACUGGAUCGUGCCCCUCAUCUUUGCCGCGUUCUUCAGCGUUGCCACAUUCCUUGCUUUCCAGUCAGUCCUCAACUACCUCGCCGACAGCUACCCAGACUACAUCGCAUCGAUCCUGGCUGGCAACGACUUGUUCCGUGCGGGGAUGGGAGCAGCCAUGCCUCUGGUCGCGCGAGCCAUGUUCAACAACUUGCAGGCGAAUGGACCCAAGGCCUUCCCCGUUGCUUGGGGCAGUACGCUGCUGGGCUGUAUCUCCCUUUUGUUCAUCCCGCUACCCUUUUUGCUCUACAAGUACGGGCCCAAGCUUCGCAGCUACUCCAAGUAUGCCACGUACGGCCAGUAGGCGCGCCCUGUUUCGAUGUCCCGUGAUAUCAAUAGAUCUGUUGGACGCCAUUGCAUCGGUGUGAAGCGAUUGGCCAGCGUCGUGAGAAGUCUAUAUCGUCCAUGAGUUAUUUUGUGCUGCGCCAAGGCUGCCCAACAUAUUCGGUGACAUCCAGGCGGAGAUGUCACGCGACUGCGCAAGACAGGCGCCCGAGAAGACGGUGUGAACGA
Messenger RNA from Jaminaea rosea, 2270 nucleotides. Its product is annotated as putative FLR1-putative H+ antiporter. The coding region runs from base 133 to 2061 and encodes 642 amino acids. Gene Ontology annotation, molecular function: fluconazole transmembrane transporter activity. The record is from RefSeq and is a predicted model, not a curated record. Lineage: Eukaryota; Fungi; Basidiomycota; Exobasidiomycetes; Microstromatales. The transcript is spliced from 2 exons. Gene Ontology annotation, biological process: xenobiotic detoxification by transmembrane export across the plasma membrane.